Molecule: messenger RNA, 753 nt
Organism: Caenorhabditis remanei
Lineage: Eukaryota; Metazoa; Nematoda; Chromadorea; Rhabditida; Rhabditidae
Exons: 3
Coding region: 1-753 (250 amino acids)
Source: RefSeq, a predicted model, not a curated record
AUGACUUCCAGCAUCUCCUCUAUUCUUUUUGUUGUUUCUUGUUUCGCCGCGUUGGCGUCGAUUUCAGAAGCAUGCUUCGCUUCUGGAAUCUGUGGAGGAGGGUGCCCUCCACCACCGCCACCAAUGUGCUCCGGAGGUUGUGGUGGUGGAUAUUCAUGUGGAUCAUAUGGAUGUUACAGAGCCAGAGCUCGAGGAUCCAAGACUCUUUCUUUCAAGAAGAAGAGCGAAAUGAAUCCAGACGAACGAUUCAUGAGAUGCUGUGAAGAGCGUAACCUCCCUGACUCGUGUCUUUCCAAGUGCUCAUACCGUUCUUACACCAAAUCAGCUCUUCAAUCAAUGUACUUCAAACAAGAUUCCUGCCCAAUGCAAGCAGCUGCUGACAUCCAGUUCUGUGCUGCUCAAGGAGAAGAUCAUACUGCCUGUUGUGCCAGAAAUGCCGUUGGAACAACAUUGGCUGGAAACAAAUGUUUCACAUUCUGUGAUCAACGCCCUGGAAACGUGACUCAACUCGACAUGACCUACUUGGCUUGCUACGAUCGUUUCGAGAAUAUGAAGGCAUGCUUCUACCAAAAGGCUUCUGAAACAUCCGACCCAAAUGUUUCAUUCAAUAAUGAUCGUGAAUUUGCAGUCGAUACAGAAACCGCUGAAUUCCGUCGUCCAUCUCAAGAGUUCAGGGCUCCAGCAUCUCCACAACUUCCACAAAAUCCACUGUUUGCCGUUCAAAACCUGCUCGCCAGAACUUUCGGACAAUAA